CUACCACAUGCACGCAGGCAAUUACGUCGAUUUGUAACAACACCAAAAACAGUAAACCAACAUUACUGACUUAGCAACAACAAAUCCAUUUUACAGUUAACGUACUGAUAGUCUUUCGUCUUCACUGUGCACUGCCUUCACUGUGCACAUCUACAGCCAAAUUUCAAUCGUUCAAAUGUUUGUACUUAUCGCAUCUUUCUUAACCUAUAAUUGAUAAGCUUGAGUAAACAUCAGCAUUGGAAUAACAACAACAAUUCUGAUCGGCGUACACUGUGGUAGAGCAUCGUCAAGCAAUAAUUUAUUGGGCUGUGUGUUAUGGUUAUUCAUUGAAUUCUAUGUUAUAGUUUUGGUAUUAUGUGUGUGUUUGUGUGCCAAUUCAUCAAAUAUUUUAGCGUGAGAGCUAAUAGUCAUUGAGUUGCAGUAAUGAGUGCAACCAAACAAUAGAGCACCGUGACUCGUACCAUUCACAUACAGUAUUACACAGUACAUGUUAACUGCCUAAAUAAAAGCCGGAACCAAUGUCAUGCUAGCAAAUUACACACGUUCGAAUUCGAAACAAAGGGCGAAAACAAAAUAACAUACAUUUUUUGCAAUGUAGAAUUCAACGUUAGAUUGGUAUCAUUGUACUGAUUCUCGCGGUGCACCUGCGUUCCGCUGGAUUAGCUUUGGCGUUCAUCAACUUUUUAUGGAAAUGUGUGCAGCGAAAGUGAAACGUGUUUAGUGGCAAAAUUGAUUUUUUUGUGUGAAUUUAUGUCGUGAAGCCAUACAAGAUACGCGCACAACCAGCAUUCAAUCCACCACCAGUAAUCACUUUACUUCAGUCUUGUAUUGAACUUCUGAAAUAGCGGAUUCGAAGCGACUCUCCUCCAACAAUAUGGUUGAUGUAACUGGUGUUGCAAAGCGUGGCGGCUAUCGAUAUGACGAUGGAACCCGUUACAUUGGUGACUGGAAUAGCAGAGGUCAAAAACAUGGAAUGGGACACCUGAUUUUGGCUGAUGGAACUCGUUAUGAUGGAGCCUUCGUAAAUGGCCUUUGCAAUGGAUUAGGAGUGAUGACUUUUUCUGAUGGAGCUAAAUACGAAGGCGAAUUCAUGAAAGGUUGGUUUCAUGGUCACGGAAUCUUCUGGCGAACUGAUGGCAUGAAAUUUGAAGGUGAAUUCCGUGGUGGUCGCAUUUGGGGAUUGGGCUUGGUGACAUUUAGCGAUCACACUCAUGGUUUCCCACGAAACGAAGGAUUUUUCCAAGAUUGUCGAUUAGUUCGGAAGAAGCGAUGCCCAGAAGUGGUUCAAAAAGCCCAGAAAGUUGCUCUCAUGGCACGGUCAUUAAGCGCUCAAUGCGAUUCAGGUGGCUUUUGAUUAAACUUAGUUGUCAUUUAAAAUUGAAUGCAAAGCAAUCGCUUUACGUUUUAGUUUAAUUAAGAAGAAUGUAUCGAUUUCAUGGUUGUUCACAAUUGAGAUUACAUGAAUAAACCUAACAAAUGUCAUUUAACUAAAACUUAAAA
Molecule: messenger RNA, 1500 nt
Organism: Sitodiplosis mosellana (orange wheat blossom midge)
Lineage: Eukaryota; Metazoa; Arthropoda; Insecta; Diptera; Cecidomyiidae
Gene: rtp
Product: MORN repeat-containing protein 4 homolog
Exons: 4
Coding region: 875-1354 (159 amino acids)
Source: RefSeq, a predicted model, not a curated record